Molecule: messenger RNA, 2396 nt
Organism: Erpetoichthys calabaricus (reedfish)
Lineage: Eukaryota; Metazoa; Chordata; Cladistia; Polypteriformes; Polypteridae
Product: proline and serine-rich protein 2-like
Exons: 4
Coding region: 312-1634 (440 amino acids)
Source: RefSeq, a predicted model, not a curated record
GAGGGUAGUUAGGUUGGUACCGCGUAUUUCCGCGUCGCUGUGCUGCUAAUGAGAAGUGGGCUGUUUAGCAUUAGAGCGUCAGUACGGAGAAAGUCCGUCAGCUUGCUGCUAUAUUUGAGGAGUUCGGCAGGUUGCGAUGGCAAGGGAUUGGUAACCGAGGAGUUCUCGUAUCCUUAAAAACGACAUCAUCAGAGUACCUGCAGCAGAGCCCUACUUCCCAGAUGUACACGCUGUGAAGAUUUCUUCAUUAAAUGGCACAUUAGCCAGCUUCAACAAAGAUUACUUCAAGAAAUUCAUACUCCCUUUGUAAAAUGCCAACAAAAUACUCUGACUCCGGUUCAUCUACAAUGGAAAUUCAAAUGACGCCAAAACACAAAAUGACUUUUGGAAUUAAUGGAAACCAUGAAGGUCCAGGAGGUCAUACGCUGCCUAGGAGUGAUGCCUUUGAUCAUGAUGAUAACAGCUUUCAGUUUCUGUCGCAUGAAGAAAAAGAAUGUCUGAUGUUUUUUGAGACCACCAUAGAUUCUUUUGAUCAUGAUGACGAAGCUGAGAUUGUCCAGCUAUCUACUAGCUCUCUUGAUGAAGCUGAUACUGCUGGACUUCCUCACACACAGAGUAUUGAAGAGCAAGAAGACAUCAUAGACCUGGUGCAAAAAAACCAAAUCAAUUUGGAAAGUAAACCUUUUGUAAGCAAUUCUCCAUUUUCCAAAGAUGAUACUGGUUCCAGCUGGGUAGAAGAGAUCAACGCGAAACCACCUAUGACAAAGACCUUGUCUUCGUCUUCUUGCUCCCCUCUUCCUUCUCCACGUUCAGAAGAAGACGGUGAUGUCCAGAAGGUCCAGAGACAGAAUUCCUUUAGUAACUUCCAUCCUAUAGGUUCAGUCCCGACCCCUGUCAUUGUGGCCCAGAAGAUUGCCCGCACACAGUCUGUCAAUAGGGAGUCGCCUUCAAGCUCAAAGUUUGAUGAAAGAAAGAGGAGUUUAGAUAAUAAAUUUCUCUUCCUUUCUGGGAAACAUUCCGACAAUCCUGAUCAUAAAUUGCUGAAGUUACCUGGCAACAUUAAUCUCAAUGCAUGUCCAAAAAAAGUCAUUGACACCAUAGCAAGAGCUGCGGUAAAUGUGCCAGAACGCAGAGCCCAAGUACUUGCCAACCUUCAUGAUACAAUGUUUACUCCAUUAAAUGAGGAUGAGAGUCUAGAGAAUAUUCUAAGAAGAAAUAUAUCCUUCAAAGGUUCAACUCCUAACUUAAGUAGGCCAGAGGAUUGUCUCAUAGAGUCUGAACAUAUAUCCAAAGUUUCAUCUUCUCAAACAGAUAUAAGUACAAAUGAAACUGUGACUGAUGCAUAUCCACACAGAGAAACUGAACCCAAAGCAACAUCAGCCAAUCGUCUGUGGAAAUCUGUCUCCUUUAAGCCAGUUGGUAGCUCACCAGAAAAUGGGAAUGUGCGUUCUUUUGCAACCAAAAGUUUUCAUGAAAGAAAAGCAGACACACCAUCAUCAGAGGUAAGAAGAUCUUCUUCUAGACCAUCUGGUUUUCGUCCUUUGGGAAUUACAGUUCAGUUUUCUGGCCGAGACUCUGAAGAGUCCAGAAAAGAAGCUUUGAGGAAACUUGGACUUGUGAGGAGCUCUUCAUGACAUGCUUCAUGGUGACAUUUUGGAUUUUAACCAAUGAAUGGACCUGUUGCACAACUCUAAAUUUUCCCCGGAAGGCUAGAUGCUGUAGGUUUUCUCCUAGCGCAUUUCCUGAGAAAUGCCAUUGGUGUUCAAGCUGUUGUGAACUUUGUAGCAUGAAAUUUAGGGGUCUCCAAUAAGAAGAGCUAUGGCAAGAAUAUGUUUAUUUGAAGGCCUAUUCAUAUAAUUAUGUAUUUUGCACAACAAACAUCUUACAAUUAUGUAGUUCAUUAAUUAUUUAAUUUUUGGAAUUUACUGUUAACUUUAUACUGUAUCAGCCACUUUUUUGAAAAAAAUUGUUAUACAGUGGCAAUUACGGCUUUAUUUCUUUAUACUUUUUAUCACAUGCUGGGAUUAAAAAAAAAAAAAAAAAAUUUAAGGUGCAAUGACAAUAAGGUGCUUCCACCAAAGUAGAAAGACUGUGACAUUUAUAAACUCUGGGAAGACCCAAAUAUAUAUACUGUAUCGUCUAUGCCUAUAUACAUACAAGUGUAUUUGAAUCGCUGCUUUAGUGUUAUGUAGAAAAAAAUUCAAAUGCAAUUGAUCUUUGUCAUUAAUAGAUCUUAAGUUUUUCCUUGUACUAACUGGAUCUCAUUACAUGAUCUGACUUCAUCCUGUGAAGGUUAAAUCUGCCGAAACACACAAACUCUUUAGCUGAGUUUUGCUGCCAGCACAGUGUAAGGAUAAGCUCAAGCUUUAAUAAAAUAUAUAUCAUUUUAUCAUUGA